UUUUAUAAUCGCUUGCAUCGUGAACAGAGCCAGCGAGUAGUACCAUAGCGGCAGAUUUUUCGUAUAUUUAGUUCAUUUAUUUUGUUCAUGAAAGUAGUAGGUACUAACUUAUAGCGCGCGAACGGUUUUAGUGCCGCGGUACUGAAAUUAUGGAGUUUUGUUAGUAGGUCGCAUUUUGCAUAGCAAAGCAGAUAGUGUGGGCGGACAUAAUGGAAUAAAAGGAUAUAUUUUGCAACAGAAGACAAAAAUCAAGACUGAAAAAAAAAACACUUAAAAAAAAGACUGUGAUACUCAAAAACGUGAUUUUUUACACAAGCUAUUUAGUGAAAAUUCUACCCAAAAAAUCCGAAGGCUUAAAAAUGGAUUUCUUGUCGGAAUUUGACGAGGAAAUGGCCAGAGAUGAUACUUACGACCUGAGGUUUGGCAACAAGGUGCAAAGGGUUGGCAAAAUUUUUUCCUAUACUUUUUGGAGAACAAGAAUUAACGGAGAAAUAUUUUGGAGCGUCCAAGGAAAUAAUAAUGAUGGUUCCGCUUGGAUUGUGACACAAUAUUUUGGGAGACCGGAAGAAGCUAAAAGAUACCAACAAGAAGUCAUUCUUCACCAUCCCACUGAGAAAAAAGUUAAGAUGGUCUACACUUCGCUCUGCACCAAAGGCAUGAACUGCAUCAAAAUAUCCAGAGAAAUAGUCUGCCAUUUCAGAGAUGACACUAACAGUCUCAAUUUUGAAUUCAGAAUUACCAGAUUGAAGAGGAGACCCUAUCCACAACGAAUGAUGUAUUGAAGAUUUUCGUGAAGAAAUUUCCGCGUUAGUGGGAUCAAAAUAUGUUUAAUUAUAUUAAGGAGUGAUGGUUUAAUUUUGGUUAUUCUUAGUUGUGGAAAAAGCCUCAUAAAUAAUAAUAUGGAUGUGGGUUUAUAUCACCAUAUUUAGGUCUAGCGAUAUGUUGAAAUUCUAUUGCCGAUGCCAAUAAUUAUUUAUUAAAUAAAAAAUUAAAAAUCCUAAACUUUUGAACAACACUCUGGUUGACAUUUGUAGAAGAAACGUAAAAUUUCAUUGAUGUCAUCCAUCAUUGCUGCACCCAGUAGUUUGGCCACUAUACCCCACGGAUAUAUUAAUAUUAUUAGUCCAUUUUUAUUACUAGAAGUAGAUACGCGAAAAGAAUCUUUGUAUGUGUAUAUUUCUGCUUUGAAUUGAAAUCUAAUACAAUAUAGGUGUCUAGUAAUAAAUUGAGGUCAUUGACUCAAGGACUUUUGAGAGGUCGUUCGACACUAAAAAUUGAAAUAAUAAUUAAUGAAUCUGUUUUUUCGCCUAAAGAUUUAUUACAUCAGAAACCCUAAUUAAAAUGUAAUUAGCUUAUCGGUUUCAGUGGUUGUAUAGCUGGGGCAUGGUGGUCCAAUUUUAUCUAUUGUGCUUUCCCCUUCAUUGUUUUUAUAUAGAAUGAAGUAGGUAUAUGAAUAGGUAAACUGACGAUUCAACUGACAAGUUCUUGAGAGUAUAAUGUAGUCCAACUAUUGUUAGUUUUUUUAAUUAUGAUGAUUUUUACCACUGUACUAGGAACAUUUUUGAUUUAUCCAAAUUCAUGAUGAUUACUUACAUCGUACAAUAAUUAUUAAUAAGGAAACCGCUUAUUGUCACAUUCAUUCACUGCAUAUAUUGUGACCUCUUUUUCGUUUCAUAAAAUUUGAAUCUAUUUCAUGCAACCCCUCAAUUUGAAAAAACACAAGAACCACACUGGGUUUAUAAUAAAAAUAUCCUCAAUGAUCAAAAAAAAAAACCUAUUAAUUAAGUAUUUAUCGUUUAAUAUUUUUGUAUCAAAAAUAUUCAAUCGAUACACGUUUGUACCAACAUAAAAAUGUCUCUAGCUUUUUUUAAAUUAAAAGUUCAGAUGUACAUUUUAUAUUGAAGUUCCAUGUAGACUUACCAUUAAUCAGUAAAGAAAUAAAACAUGAGGAAAAGUCCCAAAGACCGAAAAUGUAAAACAACAUGACCGGCACAAAAUUGAUGUAUUAUUGUUACAAUUCGUGUGUUACAAAAGGCAAACUUUUACUUGCGGUUAAUUUACUUAUGACACGAAAAAGUUUUAUGUUUUAAUUACAAAACUAUGUUAAAAACAAAAGAAAAUAUUAUUACCACAUCAGCGAAAUUUGAAUUAGAUUCAGUGCGUGUCUUAAAUUUUUCUCAAUAUUUUUUUAUUUUAAGUGAUCUCUUUUGUUACGCUUUCGAAAUAUUAUUUUGUGUGCUAUUUUGUUCAAAUGUGAUUAGAUUUAUUAUAGGUUACCUUGUAUAAUGUUUUAGUUUUAUUAGUUUAUUAUGCGUUUUAUAUUCAAUGUUCAUUAAAUUAAAGAAUAAUUUCUAGGUGGAUGCAUCUAGCUAAUAACUAUUUUAUAUGGAGUGGGUUUUCAAUUUGUUAAUUUAUACAUUAUAAGGUAGUAAUGGCUAGCCGGUUAUCAAAUAAAUAAAUAAAAAAAGUUAUAAACAUUUACAAAACAAAAAUUGUGGAUUAUACGUUCUAAUAAACUCUUUCCCAAAUUG
Molecule: messenger RNA, 2531 nt
Organism: Ceutorhynchus assimilis (cabbage seed weevil)
Lineage: Eukaryota; Metazoa; Arthropoda; Insecta; Coleoptera; Curculionidae
Source: the annotation of a GenBank genome assembly